AUGAUUGUUGUCAUGAAUGUCUCGCUCGUUGGCUUGAUUCUCUUGUAUCUAUUUCUUAAAAAGCACUACAUCAUGAAUAAGAAGGAUCAUGGCGAAGACCGAAAAGUAAUGGAAGUUAAGAGUUUGACGAAAUCCUGCUACCGGAACAUUUUUCUAUUGUUGUUGACGACCUACCCCACGACGAGCAAAUCGAUUAUUCAGAUUCUACCUCUUCCCGGUGCUUGUAUAAAAACGUGUUUCACAGACAACAAGAGCGACUGCAUCUUCCUACUGAGAGCUGAUUACUCCAUUCAGUGUUUCACUCCUCGCCACAGUUUCUAUUGGCUCGUGGCUUCUAUUUUGGCAUUAUAUCCCGUGGGAUUUCCACUUUUAGCUUUGUUUCUCACUUACAAAUAUCGUGAAUCCCAGGAAUACGAAGCCAUUUCUUUCGGACUCAGAGUGUUCUUUAAAAACUACAGGAAUGAAUUUUGGUUCUGGGAAAUCACAGAGAUGUAUCGCAAGCUGUUCCUAACCUCACUGAUUUUUCUUUUUGGAUCAAAAAGCCUUUCUCAAAUCGGUCUCACAGUCCUGACAGUCAGCUUCUUUGGAGUGGUCUACACCUUAUUCCGACCAAUCAAGGACAAGUUUGAAGAUUGCUUACAAACAUUUGUUCUUUGGAUAACUUUUUUUGACGUUUGUCUUGGUGCAGUUUACACAAACUGGGAUGAGAGUCAAGGAGGGGACAAGAACGACUCCAUCUUUGUAAAUGUCUUGUUCAUGACCCUUAACGCCUCUGUAUUGUUUCUUGCCAUUGGUAAGUCAACAUGCUACUCUGUUUUAUUCAAUGUGCCUUUUAGUCAUUUGCCAAAUAAAUCAAGGAAAGGUAGUCUGAAUUGUGGUGGUUUUUUCAAUCCCCAAGUUUUUUCGUUUUCCGCGCAAUGAAAGUAUUGUGAUAAAAUCAUUAAGUAGCCUUGUCUAGGUUAUUUAGGAUAUUUGACCCUCAAUAACAUUGGCUCACACAAUUGUAAUCUUAAAGCAGAUCGCGAUGUUUGGUCAAUUUCUCCUGCAACUUAACUCUUAACCAACUACUACUGGUAGAAGACGAUAAACCGCGAGCUACAGUUAGAGUGUAAUGAAUAUUGAGAUCUUAGAAAAAAAUCCAAAUCAUUGUGCGAACGUAAUGUUAACACCGAUUCUCAAAAAGCCUCUUAGCAAGAGCGAAAACAAUGACAAAUUUCAGAAAAAAAGGACACGUUACCGUUUUUAACGCUUUUGUGUAAGAUUUCAAUUACAUGUAUAAAUGAUGAACUACGGCCGUCUUCUUCUUUUACUUUACAGGAAAAGGAAUUCUACAUGUGAAGUCAAUUUAGAAGGACGUUACCUUCAACCCGAUCCGAUGUUUCAGCUUCCUUUGCCAAGGAGUAUCACGUCUCAAAAACUGGGUGGUCACAAGAACAGGAACAUCCGAUGAACUUUCAUACUUGAUUGAAGAAAGCAACUGA
Pocillopora meandrina is the source of this 1481-nucleotide messenger RNA. The record is from the annotation of a GenBank genome assembly. NCBI's taxonomy places the organism in Eukaryota, Metazoa, Cnidaria, Anthozoa, Scleractinia, Pocilloporidae.